AUGCAAGGAAUGACUUUGAAAUCUCUCACUAAACACAAAGCUCUGAUCCCCCUAUACUUUUGUGUUGGACUGGGCUGUUCUGGUGCCGUGUUUUAUACAUUGAGACUGGCCACUAGAAAUCCUGAUGUACAGUGGAACCGCCAUGGUGAAAUCCCUAAUGAAGAAUUCAGAGCCAAGCAAUACAAGUUCUACUCCCCUAAUGUAGAUUACAGCAAAUUGGAGAGUCCUGCUCCAAAAUACUAG
This is a messenger RNA of Phaedon cochleariae (mustard beetle), 243 nucleotides long. Lineage: Eukaryota; Metazoa; Arthropoda; Insecta; Coleoptera; Chrysomelidae. The record is from the annotation of a GenBank genome assembly.